AUAUUUGCCAGCCCGGCCGGCAGCAAAGCCCGGCUAUAAAUGCUUGAGCCCAGGUGGAGGUAGGCCUGCCCGGCAGAGCUGCAGGACUCACAGCGGCACCUGCUGCCCCAGAGGCCCCAGAAGCUCCAACGUGGAGGACAUGGCCACAGGCGUGAUCCGACCUCUCUGUGACUUCCAGCUGCCCCUGACUUCCCUUCAGCCCUUCCCGCCCUUGGACCCAGAGCCCCCAGACACUUCUGAGGAGGAGGAGGAGGAGGAAGAGGAGGGGGAGGAGGAAGAAGAGGAGGGGGAGGAGGAAGAAGAAGAGGAUCUGGAGGGUGCGGGGCCAGGGUCCCACAGCCCAACUCCCCAGAGCUCAGGUUGGGCCACAGUUGCCCCAGAAGAGGCCCCUCCAGGUCUGAGCAGCACGGAGACACCACUGCAGCUGCUGCGGUUCUCUGAGCUCAUCAGCGGGGACAUCCAGAGGUACUUUGGCCCCAAGGACAGGGGGCAGGACCCAGACGCCUGUGACAUCUAUGCCGAAGGCCACCCAGCCCUCAGCUCAGCCAGGGAGCUCUACUGCACAGACCUGGUGCAUCCAGCCCAGGGCGGGCUCCCUGAUGACGACAGGGCCUCCGGGCCUGGGGCCCACUCUCCCCAGGGCCCCCAGGGGCGGGGGCAGGAGACAGGCUUUGGCGGGGACAGGGUGCAGUCCCUGGGACCGCUGGCUGAGCUGUUCGACUACGGGCUGCGGCAGUUCUCGGGGCCCGGGCUGUUGGCUGGCCCCCAGCUGAGGCUGGAGCAGAAGUACAGCCACAUCACCCCCAUGACCCAGAGGAAGCUGCCCCCCUCCUUCUGGAAGGAGCCGGCACCCAGCCCCCUGGGCCUGCUGCACCCGGGUACGCCUGACUUCAGUGACCUGCUGGCUAGCUGGUCGGUGGAGGCUGGCCCAGAGCCACCAGGCAGGGGUGCCCAGACCCUGGAGGGGGUACAGCUGGCUGAGGCCUAGUGAGCAGCCAGGGUUGGUGGGGUGAG
This is a messenger RNA of Phyllostomus hastatus (greater spear-nosed bat), 1014 nucleotides long. RefSeq names its product proline and glutamate rich with coiled coil 1 (gene PERCC1). Bases 140 to 988 code for a protein of 282 amino acids. The record is from RefSeq and is a predicted model, not a curated record. Lineage: Eukaryota; Metazoa; Chordata; Mammalia; Chiroptera; Phyllostomidae. The transcript has 2 exons.